Messenger RNA from Mollisia scopiformis, 1755 nucleotides. RefSeq lists its product as uncharacterized. The record is from RefSeq and is a predicted model, not a curated record. Gene Ontology annotation, molecular function: RNA polymerase II cis-regulatory region sequence-specific DNA binding; protein dimerization activity; DNA-binding transcription factor activity, RNA polymerase II-specific. The transcript has a single exon. NCBI's taxonomy places the organism in Eukaryota, Fungi, Ascomycota, Leotiomycetes, Helotiales, Mollisiaceae. Gene Ontology annotation, biological process: regulation of transcription by RNA polymerase II. The coding region runs from base 1 to 1755 and encodes 584 amino acids.
AUGGCUGGUACGGGUGCGUCUAGCCCAUACAUCAAAGACGAACCAGAAGAAUUCUUCUUCCACAAUAAUCAACGGUACAUGGGAGGAGGUAACCAACAGAGUCCAAGCAUGUCUCAGCAACAUCAUCAAUUCGGCGGUGCCCACGGAGGCAGCAUAAACCCUAGUGAUCUCAUGGGCGGAAGUGGAGUAGCCAUACCGAAUACUGGCUAUGGCUUUGGGAACCAGAACAAUUACAACAAUCAGGCUUCGGGUGCCAGCGCGAGCUUUACAAGGGGCAUUGCAUCGUUUGAUGACGAUGAACUACUUGAUAGCCUUGGGACGAACCAAAUGUCUUCGAAUCAGCCAGGGAUGCAGGGCAACGGUCAAGAUUUUGGCGGCAUGGAUUAUGAUAUUCAUUCGAACUUCUACAAUAAUGGAACUCCCGCCCUAUCCGUCGAUCCGAAUCACAUAAAUGGAUACUCAAACACACCUGAUGGAGACCCCAUCCAGAGUCCUUACGUGCACAACUUCAGCAACCAGGCCUUUCGACAUGUGCAACCUCAACACCAGUUUGGCUCAAUACACUCCCCUGGACAAUAUGCUGGCUCUCCAAUAUCCGGCUCGGACAUGCUUAAUGGAUCAGCGGACGCAAAUAACUUGAUGAAGCCACGACGCCCACUAGGCCUCGGUCCGCGGAAAAGUUCCAGUACCAGGAGCCCUCUGACUCCAAAAACUCCUGCCAUUUCAUCGCUCAACAUUGGCUCAGCAGAAAACAGCUUCCCAACACAACCUAUUAGAACUCAUUCCUCACAUAGGCAUCAAAAGACUCUCUCUGGGCAGUGGGAACAGACGCCAAGCAGCCUCACGUCGUUUCCAGGCUCAGACUUCUCCCCUAUUCAGGGCGUUCACCCGAGCGCGCAGAUAUCAGAGAUGUUGAAAGGCACCUCUAUGCCUACCAAGUUGAACAAUGGUCACCAAGCUGGCAGUGCUCCGGCGCUUCAAUCUCAAGAGAUGAAGAGAAGACGACGUCGAGAGUCACAUAACCUCGUCGAGCGCCGGAGAAGAGACAAUAUCAAUGAACGCAUCCAGGAGUUAAGUCACCUCGUCCCAAUGCAUCGGCUCGAGGAUGAGAAGGUUCGCAAAGCUCUUCAGAAUAAUUCACCGUUGUCACCCACCUUGGCUGGACUUUCAGCGCCACCUACCGGCAUGAGCCCUCCACAAGCUACCUCUGGUCUUGCCGGACCAGGCGCGCGCAGAGCGACUGCGGGUAACAUUACCACUGGAAUCCCCAUUGAGGAGAAGGACAAAGGUCCGAACAAGGGUGAUAUCCUCAAUGGUGCUGUGAGCUGGACUCGCGACCUUAUGUGGAUGCUUCAUCUCAAGCUUCAACAACAGGAGGAUCUUGCACAAAUGAUCCACGAUCUUGGUGGCACAUUCCCGUUCGAAGAGACCGAGGAUGAAAGACGAAUGCAUACCGAGCUUAUGGAUGCGAUGUUGAAGAAUGAUGGAACGAAAUUCCAUUACUCUCGUGCUCCAGGAAGCGGCUUGCGUGUUCCGAAGCACACUGAUGUCCGAGGAGAUGCUGUCAAUCCUUCAGCUCAAGUUGGCCAGCUUGACACUUCCUUGAGUCCGGACAAUCACAGCACCGGCGAUGCUGGACAAGCUGGAAUGGGAGGCGCUGGCCAAUACUGGAGUGGCCAUAACAGCGGAGGAAGCGGACCCGGUUCGAUCAGCUUUAAGGAAGAGGAUGAAUAUGGAAUGGAUCUCACCCAGUGA